ACGCCUUGACGCCCUGACUCUUCAGUACACCAGGCAUCACCGCGUCGACGAGAUCACGGGAUAACGUUCGGUUUAUAUCGAUGUCAAUCUUCUGAAGACAGCAGUAUUGUUUUGUGAUUAGUUUUGAAGACAGUUUGUUGAGGGUGUGAUAACUCUUUGUGAAAUAUCGGAAGAGACAUGGAAGUGAUGGAGACGCAUGGAGAUAAUGACGUCAACCUUCAAGAUAAUGAGGUGAAAGAGGAGGUUUUAGAGGAUGGGGAGAAUGAUGAUGAUGAUGAACCCAAGUAUGAUGAGGAGCAGGAUGUUAAGGAGGAGGUGGAUGUUAAAGUGGAACCUAAGGACAUGGUUUUGGAUGAGAAUGGGGCGACCGUUGAGGAGACUUACGAGAUUACCACUACAAGGCGUAAAACGACCACUACGAGGUACAAGAUUCAAGAAACAUCGGCGUCUCAUAAAAAAAGCACCAUGACGACGGCUGCCAAGCUUUAUGGCAAGGACUUGAGUGAUUAUGAUGAUGUGGAUGUUGAUGAGCUGCUCUCCCAGCUCACUCCCGAGGAAAUCAAUAUGUUAGCCAAAGAAGUUGAUCCAGAUGACAGUUUUAUGCCACCUUCGCAACGUUGUAGCUACGAGUGUGACAAGAGCCCAACGGGUCCCCUCAAUCGUAAAAAACUCAUCGAGCAUAUAAACAAACAGGCAUUAGAAACACCAGAUAUUCCAGAACUGAAGCCAUACGUACCUGGUGUUGUAAGAGGAAAGAAAUGGAUCCCACCGUCUCAAGACAACAUCAAGGAAAAACAGGCUGAUGAACAAAUUGCCAUUGACCUUGGGGAAGAGUACGAACAGGCUCUCUCCUCGGCUACUCAAGAUGAAAUAAUCGAUUUGGCAGCCAUUCUUGGCUUUCAUUCGAUGAUGAAUCAAGAUCAGUAUCAUGCAUCGCUGCUCAAUACUGGACAGCCAGUUGGUCUUGGGUGGGAUGGAAUCACUAAAGCCAGCCAACCUAAAGUAUUUCCCAUGGAUCCACCUAAUGACACAGACGUCGAUGCUUCGAUCAAGCAAGUUCGUGAAGAUGAUCGCGAUCUUGUUGAUCUCAAUUUGAACAACAUUAAGAACAUCUCCGAAGAGAAGUUCAUUCAACUGUUCGAGGCACUGGAGGGUAAUACACAUUUGGAAGCACUUAGUUUAACAAACGUCGGUUUAACUGAUAGAACCGCCAUGAGACUGGCUGAGGCAAUGGAGAAAAAUUCAACUCUUAGAGUACUCAAUGUGGAAACAAAUUUCAUUAGCCCUACAGUGAUGGUGAGACUCAUUCGAGCUCUACUCAACACUAAAUCCAUCGAGGAAUUCCGUUGUUCAAAUCAGAGAUCGCAGGUGCUGGGUAAUAAAAUUGAGAUGGAAAUAACACACUUGGUUGAACAGAAUCCCACCCUUUUGCGAUUGGGUCUCCAUCUCGAGUUUAAUGAUGCCAGACAUCGCGUUGCAGCUCAUCUGCAGCGUAAUAUCGACAGGAGAAGCCAGUACGUAGAUUACGUGGAAUACAAGUACUGAAUUUCCGCGAAUCGCUUCGUAGUCUAUUCUAGAGCUUUAGCCAAUCCAUCAUUCAUUCAAUAUCAUCCGCUAUUAUUUAUUCACUCGCUUUACAAUUUUUUUUUACUUCCGACAGCUGCACUGAGGUAAUUAUUAUCACCCUGCAUCGAUUUCUUACCUCCGCAUGACUCAAUAUUUACAUUCCGCCUCGCUGAAUUCAUUGGAGAAUUAAAACGAUAUAUUAGAUAAAUAGACCUGCUGUUCUUUAUUGAUCGCUCGAAAAAUUUUUCAUUCACCUCGGGCAGAAUUGAAUUUUCGUUGGAUAUUAAUGAUUGAUUUUAAUACUCUGAGUGGAUUUAAUGGCGGAAUUGCCACCUCUCGAUAUAAAUUUAUAUUUUUCAAUGUAAUUUAAUAUUGAUUGGUGGAUAGUCUGCCGUUUAGAAGCAUUGGCACGUGCGAAGAUAAUUGCAAUUGGCGCUGGUCCUGGAGGUUUCUCCGUUCUUGCAGCGGAAACCCCCAUUACGCCUCAAACUGCUUAAUUGUCCUUUUUAUAACCGCUCACCAUACGGCAGUCCCGACUCGGGGUGGCAACAUCUUAAUUUGGCAUUUGACAUUUCUCCAGAUCGUCAGCUUUGAACAAGAAAGAUAUCUCGCAACUCCAUAAUGAUUUGGGCUAGGAAGUGACGAUUGAACGUUGGAAUCAUGUGGACCAUUCUAAAUGGAUCACGAGGAAAUCUCAGGCCCAUUAAAACGUAUCAAUUCACAUCGAAAAUACAGGAAUUUCCAGCGGAACAAUUUAUCGAAUAAUGCCAUUGAAUUAUUCGCCGAGUUUUCAGAGCUUUAAUAUUUUCACAGGCUUUGCUUCAUCCGCAACUUUAAAUUUUAACGAAUUAUUUUAUAAUUGACAAUACCACUUGGUGACAAUUUUUCAACGAUCAAAGAGGCUUACUUAGAAUAUUAAUGGAUUUUAUUUGCAAAUUAUCGGCUGAAUGGAAAAAAAUAAUCAUUUGACCGUACACUAUUCAUCAAAUCCAGUCGAUUCACUAUUGAACUUUUUUUCGAUCCUUCACUGACCUCUCGUGAAUGUGGGAAACACAUCCAUCAUGAUGAGGACUGAUACUGGGCUGACAGCGAUAGGCUCACCAUAAAAAAAAAAACAGAAGAAAAACGGUCACAUAUUUUUUAAUGUUUUUUUUUUCUUCUUUCGAAAGAGAAAAUUGAUUUAAGUAGAAUGACUUGACGAUAGCUUUAUACUGACUGUUCGAGCUUUUUGAAAUAUUGCACCAAGUUUAAAGAUAUUUUUAUCACCAGUGUUUUAUGUUGAGACCUCCACAAUUGUAGAAUCGUUGGGUUUUUUUUGUACACUUGAGUCGUUUUCUAUUGACAGCUCUUGAAACUCACUGUUUGUCUAAUUGUUUGGACUCGAAAUGAUUAAAAUGAUAAAAAAAAAAAGAUGAGAGAAGAUAAUGUUGACGAUAGGCAUUUUCAUCGUUUGGAAAAGGCCAACCCCACGAGAUCAUCUGCCUAAUUUUAUUUACGUUUACAGUUACAAUAAUGAUUAUAAUAUAUUUAACCACUAAAUAUUAUAAUUAAUAUUCGAAUGAAUAAAUUUUAAAUGAAUUAUUUUAGCAUCUCAUACGAAUGAUAAA
Messenger RNA from Fopius arisanus, 3173 nucleotides. It is a transcript of the gene tmod, whose product is annotated as tropomodulin. Bases 178 to 1545 code for a protein of 455 amino acids. Gene Ontology annotation, cellular component: cytoskeleton; myofibril. Gene Ontology annotation, molecular function: tropomyosin binding. The record is from RefSeq and is a predicted model, not a curated record. The transcript has 10 exons. Gene Ontology annotation, biological process: myofibril assembly; pointed-end actin filament capping; actin filament organization. Lineage: Eukaryota; Metazoa; Arthropoda; Insecta; Hymenoptera; Braconidae.